GCUAAUGAAUGGAAGGAACAUGAACGAGAAGUUGGAGAUGAUAGUAGGCUUAUAAAGUUGCAUGAGAGAGAGAAGGUGUGGGGCCUUACGUUCAGUGAGGUCCCCCUCACUUUUCUCAUGGGUAGCAUAAAAAUUCAGAUAUGCUUAGAAGGUGAGAGGAGCAGCAGCAAAGCAGAGGCUUUGAUAGUCUUGUUAGUGAGGAGAUGGAAACUAGAGAGCUUCAUAAUGUGAAUUCCAAGCUCUGUGUAAGAGGCCAUUGGAGACCUGGCGAGGAUGUUAAGCUUAAGGAGCUUGUUGCUCAGUAUGGCCCUCAGAACUGGAAUCUCAUUGCAGAGAAGCUGGUUGGAAGAUCAGGCAAGAGCUGCAGAUUGAGAUGGUUCAAUCAGUUGGAUCCAAGAAUAAACAGAAAGGCCUUUACUGAGGAGGAGGAAGAAAGGCUUCUUUCAGCUCAUAAGUUCCAUGGCAACAAAUGGGCAUUUAUUUCCAGACUUUUUCCAGGAAGAACAGACAAUGCUGUAAAGAAUCACUGGCAUGUGAUAAUGGCAAGAAGACAGAGAGAGAUUUCUAAUGCUUAUAAACGUAGAAAAUCUUUAACUUCCUCUUUCAAAUCUUCACUAAAAAUGGAGAAAAAUAAUAAUAAUAAUAGUAAUUCAAGUAACGAGUGCACCAGCUCAAGAAAGUUUCAUCUUUCUCUGUUCUUCAACUGUGACAAAUUUCCUGAGAAUUCAUUUCUCACUGGCUCUGAUGGAAAAUCUGAAGCUUCAGCAGCAGGAACAGUGGUCAGCCAUGAAAGGGAGAAGAUGAGCUUACCUUUCAUUGAUUUCUUAGGUGUUGGAGCAACUUAGGUAGUCAGUUUUGUCAGAGGAGAAGCUUUGGGGAUAGAAAUCUUAUGGAAUUUCAUAUAAAAAAAUAUGUUAAGUAAUAAUUAUUGUCAAUCAUUUUUAUAUUGAGAUUUAUGUUCACAAAAGAAUAUAAAUCUUAAUGUGAUGAUAAAUGUUUCUUAUUGAAACUUUUAUAGGGAAUUUCCUCUAAGAUUUCUAAUAAGUUUUUUUUUUCUUAUGGAUGGUGAGGCCUUCAAUCUCUAUCUUAGAGUUCUUUCACUGCAUGAAUUUUGUUAACAACGAUGUGAACU
Messenger RNA from Dendrobium catenatum, 1132 nucleotides. RefSeq names its product transcription factor CSA-like. The transcript is spliced from 4 exons. Gene Ontology annotation, molecular function: DNA-binding transcription factor activity, RNA polymerase II-specific; RNA polymerase II cis-regulatory region sequence-specific DNA binding. Gene Ontology annotation, cellular component: nucleus. Gene Ontology annotation, biological process: regulation of DNA-templated transcription. NCBI's taxonomy places the organism in Eukaryota, Viridiplantae, Streptophyta, Magnoliopsida, Asparagales, Orchidaceae. The coding region runs from base 204 to 845 and encodes 213 amino acids. The record is from RefSeq and is a predicted model, not a curated record.